Molecule: messenger RNA, 1132 nt
Organism: Thlaspi arvense
Lineage: Eukaryota; Viridiplantae; Streptophyta; Magnoliopsida; Brassicales; Brassicaceae
Source: the annotation of a GenBank genome assembly
GAAAACAAUUACUUUUAAACAACAACAACAACAGAGCAAAGAAAAAUGGCAGCUUUUGCGACCAAACAGUCUCUGUUGUUGUUGUCGUCUCUUCUGCUCUUGAUCGGCGUAUCAACGGGUAGUUUCUACGACAACUUCGAUAUCACAUGGGGUGAUGGUCGUGCCAACAUUUUCGAGACUGGACAGCUCUUGACUUGCACUCUCGACAAGAUCUCCGGUUCUGGUUUUCAAUCGAAGAAAGAGUAUCUAUUCGGAAAGAUCGAUAUGAAGAUGAAACUUGUCGCCGGAAACUCAGCCGGAACAGUCACUGCCUACUACCUUUCCUCGAAAGGCAAGACAUGGGAUGAGAUCGAUUUCGAGUUCUUGGGCAAUGUUACCGGACAGCCUUAUGUUCUUCAUACAAAUGUGUUCACCGGAGGUGUAGGUAACCGUGAAAUGCAGUUCUAUCUCUGGUUCGAUCCCACUGCGGAUUUCCACACCUACACCGUCCUUUGGAACCCUCUCAACAUCAUCUUUCUAGUGGACGGAAUCCCAAUCAGGGUAUUCAAGAACAACGAGGCUCACGGUGUGGCUUACCCGAAGAGCCAGCCGAUGAAGAUAUACUCGAGUCUAUGGGAAGCUGAUGACUGGGCCACGCAGGGCGGUAAAGUCAAGACCGAUUGGACCAACGCUCCAUUCAGCGCUUCCUACAGGAGUUUCAACGACGUGGACUGCUGUAGCCGGACUUCACCAUGGAAUUGGGUAACGUGCAAUGCGAAUAAGAACUCGUGGAUGUGGACCACACUUAACUCCAAUCAGCUCGGACAGAUGAAGUGGGUGCAAGAUGAGUACAUGAUCUAUAACUAUUGUACUGAUUUCAAGCGGUUCCCUCAAGGCUUCCCCACGGAAUGCUACCUCGACUGAUCGUGUUACCGAGAAAAAUUCAAGAACUUGAUACAGUUUCUUUCUAAUUUUUUUACCUCAUGAUUUGUUGAUUUGAUUUGGACCAUUUGGUUAUUCUUUUGAGUUUCUAAAGAUUUGUUGCCCUCCGCAUUGGGUAAUUGAUACUUUAAUUUACGAUUACAUGUUGAAUUUUUCCAUUUUAUAAAAACUAUAAUAAAUUUUGAUUCGAACCUAAACAGACCAACGUCAC